AGUACAGUUCUGCAGUUACCAAUGACUCCAUUCACAAAACUGCUUUUUGUGCCAAGUUUACUCCUAAUGCUUGUCGCUGUAUCAGAUGCAUCAGGCAUGGCUAGCGCCCCAGGUUAUGCAAGAUGCAUGAUCAAGAGAUACAGGCAUUGCUAUAACCUGGAGCAGACUUGCCCUUCAUUCUGCCAUAAUGGCUGCAUAGUCGAAUGUGUCUCUUGCAUGCCUAUGUGUGUUGGAGACUCGAGCCCGAUCCUAGACUAUUCUAUUUCUUUGCCAAACCCUCUCACUCUUCUUCCACUAGAAUUCCCAAAAUCUCAUACCCGUUCGUUGCUAAAUGUUCAUCCAUCAGAGUCUGAUGGCAAAGGUCCACCAAAAUCUGAAGGAUCUAAUGAAAAGCCAUCACCUCCAGAACAGAGCGGCGAUGAUGGUGGUGAAUCUGAAGGAUCUAAUGAAAAGCCAUCACCUCCAGAACAUAGCGGCGAUGAUGGUGGUGAAUCUGAAGGAUCUAACAAAAAGCCUUCACCUCCAGAAGACAGCAAUCAUGAUGAUGGAUCUAACAAAAAGCCUUCACCUCCAGAAGACAGCAAUCAUGAUGAAUCUGAAGGUUCUAACAAAAAGCCUUCCCCUCCAGAAGACAACGGCCAUGACAAAUCUGAAGGAUCUCACAAAACGCCUCCACCACCAAAUUCUGAUCAUCCACCAUCUCAAACCCCUCCAAUUUAUGUAACUCCGCCCUCAACUCCAUCAUCUUCGCCAUCAUCACACUCACCUCCUACCACCACUCCAUCUUCACCGCCAUGGUCAACACCUCCUACUAUCACUCCUACUUCGCCUUCACCUCCAUCUCAAUCCACACCUUCUCCAACACCUCCUCCCACCACUCCAUCUUCACCUUCACCAACACCUCCUACUACCACUCCCUCUUCACCUUCACCUCCAUCUUCAUCCACUCCUUCACCAACACCUCCUACUACCACUCCCACUUCGCCUUCACCUCCAUCUCAAUCCACACCUUCUCCAACACCUCCUACCACCACUCCAUCUUCACCUUCACCAACACCUCCUGCUUCACCUUCACCUCCAUCUCAAUCCACACCUUCUCCAACACCUCCUACCACCACUCCCUCUUCACCUUCACCUCCAUCUUCAUCCACUCCUUCACCAACACCUCCUACUACCACUCCUACUUCGCCUUCACCUCCAUCUCAAUCCACACCUUCUCCAACACCUCCUACCACCACUCCAUCUUCACCUUCACCAACACCUCCUACUACAACUCCCUCUUCACCUUCACCUCCAUCUCAAUCCACACCUUCUCCAACACCUCCUACUACCACUCCACCUUCGCCUUCGCCUCAAUCUUCAUCAACACCUCCCAACACUACUGCUUCACCAUCUACACCUACUCCAACACCUCCUACAACACCAUCUAAUCCUUCUCCACCAUCAACUCCUACUCCAUCUCCACAUACUCCCACUCCACCUACUUCCUCUUCUCCCCCUCCAUCGACUCCUUCUACCUCACCCAAGACAGCCCGGUGUAAAAACAAGUACUACCCCAGAUGUUACAACACUGAGCAUGUGUGUCCCAGUGCAUGCCCUGGUGGAUGUGAAAUUGAUUGCGCCACUUGCAAGCCUGUUUGCAAGUGUGAUAGACCAGGAGCAGUGUGCCAAGACCCUCGUUUCAUUGGUGGUGAUGGCAUUACCUUCUACUUCCAUGGCAAGAAGGACCGCGAUUUCUGCCUUGUAUCUGACCCGAACCUCCACAUCAACGCACAUUUCAUUGGAAAGCGAAAUGAGAACCUAACGCGGGACUUCACUUGGGUCCAGUCCAUUUCUAUCUUCUUCGACAAACACCAACUCUUCCUUGGUGCACUUAAAGCAUCUACAUGGGAUGACUCUGCGGACCGCCUCUCUCUCGCUUUUGACGGAGAGCCCCUGAACUUCCCAGGCAAUGAAGGCUCCAAAUGGCAAUCCACAAGUGUGCCAAGGGUAUCCAUCACUAGAAUUAGUGACAGCAAUAAUGUCGUAGUUGAAGUUGAAGGACUCCUAAAGAUCACAGCAAAGGUUGUGCCUAUAACUGAAGAGGAUUCAAGAAUUCACAAUUAUGGCAUAACCAAGGACGAUUGUUUUGCUCAUCUUGAUCUUGGUUUCAAGUUUUACUCUUUAAGUAACGAAGUCGACGGUGUGCUGGGCCAAACAUAUAGACCAGGAUAUGUGAGUCGUGUAAAUGUGGGUGCGAAGAUGGCUGUGAUGGGAGGAAACAAAGAGUUUGCGACUUCAAGCUUAUCCACCCCAGAUUGUGCUGUAGCCCGUUUCAGAGGUGGUAAUGGCUUUGAAGGGGCAGGCUACAUGGGGGGUCUUGAGUUACCAAGCAUGAGAUGUGCAAGUGGGAUUGAUGGUGAAGGAGUUGUGUGCAAGAGAUAGGCUUAAUUGUGAAUCAAUUAUGAGCCGCGUGCAUUAAUACGAUUGAUAUAAAGAAUAAGGUUGAAAAUCACUGGGGACAAAAAUAAAAUAAAAAAGAAACCCUCUUGUACUGCACAUUUAAAAGCUUCAUGACAUCAAUUGUGUCUUGAUAAAAAAAAAUUCCGGCAAUUUAAAACUGAAUUUUCUUCUGUUGAAUCUCAAUAAAAAUUCUAAUGAUUUUCGUCUUUUUCAAGGGUCUUCAUCAUCGAAUGACUUGCUAUCAGAAUCUACCUGUUUAUUAGAACUACAUAUCUCCACAGGAACAUUGAAAGAUAUUUGUUGUGCAAGUUCGAGCAGAGAUAAUUCUAAAUUUUUUUAUGGCUAAACACUUCAUAGGGCUGCCAGCCCCGUUACAAGGCUUACAAAAACAGAGCAAUAAUGUUGAAAUAGAAUAUAUUUUCGACAUUUUGAUGGCCUUAGCUCACCAUGAAGUUUCUGAAAUUGAGUUAAUGAGGCAGGAUAUAAAGUGAAACUCAAAAGUUGAAUUAAGAUGGACAAUGGAAUGAAGUACAAUUUGGUGCAUUUUCGUAACGUAUUAUUUAUAGUCAUGUAACGUAUUUGAACAAAGUAAUAUUUUCGUAUCUUCAGCCCUCUUGAGA
This is a messenger RNA of Populus trichocarpa (black cottonwood), 3062 nucleotides long. RefSeq lists its product as uncharacterized. The record is from RefSeq and is a predicted model, not a curated record. The coding region runs from base 22 to 2424 and encodes 800 amino acids. The transcript has 2 exons. NCBI's taxonomy places the organism in Eukaryota, Viridiplantae, Streptophyta, Magnoliopsida, Malpighiales, Salicaceae.